Molecule: messenger RNA, 1570 nt
Organism: Capsicum annuum
Lineage: Eukaryota; Viridiplantae; Streptophyta; Magnoliopsida; Solanales; Solanaceae
Product: serine acetyltransferase 1, chloroplastic
Exons: 1
Coding region: 115-1185 (356 amino acids)
Cellular component (GO): cytosol; cytoplasm
Molecular function (GO): L-serine O-acetyltransferase activity
Source: RefSeq, a predicted model, not a curated record
AAGAAAUAAUUCACUCAAACUCACAUAGGCAAUGACAUAUCCACACAAUUUUUUCACCUAUAUAUAUUCACCUUCUUCUUCAAAUGCCACAUAUUAUCCUCAUCCUCCAUUGUUAUGUCCACCAUUUUUCUUGGAUCACCACAAUUCUCAUAUACACCUUCACUUUCCUCUCCAAAAAAUCCCUUCAAACUUCCUAUAUCCAUCAUGGCUACAUGCAUUCACUCAUCAAGAACCAAAAGUCCUCCAAAAAACAAGCCACAAAUCAACAACAAUGUUUACAAUUAUGUUAAAUAUUGCCAACCCAAUUUUCCUAACCUCAUUACCUCCAACCCCUUUUCACAGAAAAGCUUGAAAGUUGAGGAGGAAGAAGGAGAAGAGAAUUUAUGGGUAAAAAUGAAAGAUGAAGCUAAGUCUGAUAUUGAUCAAGAACCAAUAUUGUCUAGUUAUUAUGUUUCUUCAAUAUUAGCUCAUGAAUCAAUGGAAAGAGCUUUAGCUAAUCAUCUUGCAAUGAAAUUAAGUAGUUCUAAUCUUACUAAUACUACUUUAUAUGAUUUGUUUAUUGGUGUAUUAACAGAUGAUCAAGAUUUGAUUAAGUCAGUUAAAGCUGAUUUGUUAGCUGUUAAAGAAAGAGAUCCUGCUUGUAUUAGUUAUGUACGCUGUUUCUUGAAUUUUAAAGGCUUUUUAGCAUGUCAAGCACAUAGGAUUGCUAAUAAGUUGUGGUUAAAUGGGAGGAAGAUUUUGGCUUUGUUGAUACAAAAUAGGGUUUCUGAAGUUUUUGCUGUUGAUAUUCAUCCUGGUGCUAAAAUUGGUAAAGGGAUUUUACUUGAUCAUGCUACUGGUGUUGUUGUUGGUGAAACUGCUGUGAUUGGUAAUGAUGUUUCUAUUUUGCAUAAUGUAACAUUGGGUGGUACUGGUAAAAUGUGUGGUGAUAGACAUCCUAAGAUUGGUGAUGGUGUUUUGAUUGGUGCUGGAACUUGUGUUCUUGGUAAUGUUAGAAUUGGAGAUGGGGCUAAGAUUGGUGCUGGUUCUGUUGUGUUGAAGGAGGUUCCAGCGAGGACUACUGCCGUUGGGAAUCCGGCUAGGUUGCUUGGAGGGAAAGAGAAUCCGAAGAGACUUGAUAAGAUUCCUAGCCUGACUAUGGAUCAUACUUCACAUAUAUCAGAAUGGUCUGAUUAUGUUAUAUAAAGUUAACAACUUUGUGUUUUUUCUUACUAUUGUUUUUAGCUUUUUAUUAGGUUAGGGAAAUGGUAUGUCGCUCUGACUCUUCGAAAAUAAUGUUGUACUUACGUCUGAUCCCUUUGACGGUGCACUACUUUUGGAGGAUUUGACAUGUACGUGACAUUUUGGAAGAGUUUUGAGUACCAUAGGUGUAAUGCUCCUCGAGGAAUUUUAGUUUCAGGGAGAAUCGAAGUUCUCUUAAAAGCUUAGAUAUUCCCUUGUGUGGAGGAGAUGUUGUAACAGCCAUUUGGCUUUAAUGGUAACUUGUUUUAAGAUUUAAUAGAUUACCGUAGUAGUGUUCUUGUUAUAGCAAACAGUUCCAUAUUUCUAUCUAUAAAAGUUUAUUGAGAUA